Fibroporia radiculosa is the source of this 2391-nucleotide messenger RNA. RefSeq lists its product as uncharacterized. Gene Ontology annotation, molecular function: voltage-gated chloride channel activity. Gene Ontology annotation, biological process: intracellular iron ion homeostasis; transmembrane transport; intracellular copper ion homeostasis. The transcript has 19 exons. The coding region runs from base 1 to 2391 and encodes 796 amino acids. Gene Ontology annotation, cellular component: endoplasmic reticulum; Golgi apparatus; fungal-type vacuole. The record is from RefSeq and is a predicted model, not a curated record. Lineage: Eukaryota; Fungi; Basidiomycota; Agaricomycetes; Polyporales; Fibroporiaceae.
AUGUCGCGUGAAAGAGCGACCGAAUAUGGGCACCCCUCUGUGUCGGUCGAAGCAGACGAAGAAGACCUGGAGCUGAUCAGGAAAUACGAAGACUUUACUACAAUAGACUGGAUCCAGGAUGCAAUUAUUGAGCGAAAUAGACGUAUCCGCACUGCGCAAAGACUACACGCGUCAUCGUAUCGAAUACAUGGAACGCGAAUAGAGGUCGUGUCUGCUUGGGUAUGGUCGCGGCUAUUGAGAGUUGUGUAUACGUCACAAAGCUGGUUAGUGGUCAGUCUCGUUGGGGUGUGCAUAGGGCUCAAUGCUGCCAUCAUCUCUAUAGUUACAGCAUGGCUAUCAGACCUCAAAAUGGGGUACUGUUCGGACGGCUGGUGGCUGAAUCGACAGUUCUGCUGCUGGGAGAUUGAGGGUGGAGACGACGCUUGCGAUUCAUGGCACUCCUGGAGCACAGCUGUGGCCGUUCGAUGGGUUAUUUAUGUCUUAUUUGCGACUACAUUCUCAUUCACAGCAGCGCAUCUUGUGCGCUCGAUAGCCAAGUACGCCGCUGGCUCGGGUAUAUCAGAAAUCAAGUGUAUACUCGCAGGUUUUAUCAUGAAGGGAUAUCUCGGCUUCGGAACUUUCUUCAUCAAGAGCAUGACUCUACCAUUAGUUAUUGCUUCAGGCUUGUCGGUGGGGAAAGAGGGCCCUUCUGUUCACGUGGCUUGUUGUAUUGGCAACCUUGUUGCAAGCCUCUUCAAGCGGUAUUCACGCAACCAAGGUAAAAUGAGAGAGAUAUUGACAGCGUCAAGUGCUGCUGGUGUCGCCGUAGCAUUUGGUUCUCCCAUAGGCGGAGUUCUUUUCUCGAUUGAGGAAAUGAGUAGUAUGUUUAGCAUCAAGACGAUGUGGAGAAGCUUCUUUUGUGCACUAAUGGCCACCGUCACCCUUUCUGCUAUGAACCCAUUCCGCAGCGGAAAGCUCGUACUGUUUCAAGUUACCUAUGAUAGAGACUGGCAUUUCUUCGAGAUCUUCUUCUUCGUCAUCCUCGGUAUAUUUGGUGGCUUGUACGGUGCUUUCGUAGUCAACUUCAACCUGCAGGUCGCCGCAUUUAGAAGAAAACAUCUCGGAAAUUUUCCUGUCCUUGAAGCGGUCACACUCGCGACGGUCACAGCAAUGAUAGGCUACUUCAAUCGCUUCUUGCGAAUUGACAUGACCGAAAGUAUGGCCAUCCUUUUCAGAGAGUGUCAAGGUGGUGGAGAUUAUGACAAUAUUUGCCAGACUUGGGCACAAUGGCCCAUGGUGAGCUCGCUCUUCAUCGCUACCGUUUUCCGCGUAGGUCUGGUCGUCAUAUCAUACGGCUGCAAGGUGCCUGCGGGUAUUUUUGUGCCCUCGAUGGCAAUCGGUGCGACAUUCGGGCGUAUGGUCGGAAUCAUGGUGAAAGCAUUAUACCGUGCAUAUCCAACAUCAAGUAUGUUCGUUGCAUGCAAGAUGGAUGUACAGUGUAUAACUCCCGGAACGUAUGCAUUCCUUGGUGCUGCUGCUGCGUUAAGCGGUAUCAUGAGACUUACCGUGACCGUAGUUGUGAUCAUGUUCGAGCUGACUGGUGCCUUGAAUUAUAUUCUGCCAACCAUGAUUGUCCUCUUGGUCACGAAAGCCGUGGGUGACUUCCUGGGGACUCAUGGGAUUGCCGACGAGAUGAUUAGGUUCAAUGGUUAUCCCUUCUUGGAGAAUGAUGACAAAGCAUACAAUGUUCCUGUCUCAAGGACUAUGCGACGACAGUUGUACACAUUGCCUGCUUACGGGAUGAAUGUUCGAGAUAUCGAGGAACAUCUUUCCAACACUGAUGUCAAGGGUUAUCCCGUUGUCUCUAACAAAACCAGCCAAACACUUGUCGGGUACAUCGAACGAUCUGAGCUGCUAUAUGUCCUAGAGAAGGCGCGUAAGGUUCGGGACGUCUUACCCGACACACCAUGCACCUUUAUGUCCAGCGCAGAAGAUCAUGCUGAGAUCGAUUUACCCGUCAAUAUCCCCGGCAUCGCCACUGGGCCCGCCGUGGGGAUCGACGAGGACAUCUCUAUGGAGAUUUUGGAGAGUACCUCCACUCCUGAGGCACUUAAGUUUUGGCCGUGGGUCAAUCAAACUCCACUCACAGUAUCCCCUCAGCUCCCAUUAGAAAUAGCGAUGCAAAUGUUCAAGAGAUUAGGGCCUCGUGUCAUCCUGGUCGAGGACCGAGGCGUUCUCGCAGGACUGGUGACGGUAAAGGACGUGCUGCGCUUCACCCUCAUGGAACAGAAUCAUACACACUCGCCUUGGAGUGAGCACGAGUUUGAAGGCAUCGUUGAAGAGGUGUGGACAUGGACAAAUGAUCGAGUGUAUACGAUAGCAUCAUGGUGCCGUAGACUGUUCCGGCGGUAG